AUGGUGGCUUACAACAGUCAAUCUUCGAACACCUGGUGCGAGGAUGGCCGAGAAAUCAAAUUACUUCAUUUUGUUUAUGGACAGCCUAACCUGGGCGAAAUCCGCGGGCGACCCCAGAAGGUUCUGGAUCUAAUUGAUCAGUUUGCAAACACCUGCUACCUCAUGAAUGUUGGGCGUGAGAAGGGGAGGAUCAUAACUAAGGUGAUUGAGGAUAUAAGGCCUCAAACUAUGAUUGAACUCGGAGGCUAUGUCGGCUACUCGGCAAUUCUGUUCGGUGAUGCUCUGCGACGAAACGGCGGCAAACGACUCAUCAGUCUGGAAUCCAAUCCCGAAUCAGCUGCUGUAGCAAAUAUGUUGGUUGAGCUUGCAGGUCUUCGUGACCUGGUGAGCAUCAUCGUUGGACAAAGUGACGAGUCUCUUCACCAACUCUAUACUACCGGAGAAGUCAAACACAUUGAACUAAUGUUCAUUGACCACUACAAGGCAGCAUACAUCACCGAUGUCAAGUUGUGUGAGCAUUACGGCAUGAUCUCACCUGGCACCGUCCUCGCUGCGGACAAUGUCCUUUUUCCAGGUAACCCGCAGUAUCUGGAGUAUGUCCGGAGCACAGUUGAGCAGAAGCGCAAGGCGGGCACACAGAACAGACGCAGAGAGGGCUACGAUGUAUCCGGUCUACCAGAGGUCGCUGUAACAUCCAUGAUUGCUAGGGAUACAGCUCCUAAAUUCAGCUAUGAUGGAAAUCCAAAUCUGGUAUACGAAAGUGAACUUCACCAACCUGAGGGUCAUUGCGUAAGUUCCUCACUGUUACCGCUCUCGUAG
Molecule: messenger RNA, 819 nt
Organism: Aspergillus fischeri NRRL 181
Lineage: Eukaryota; Fungi; Ascomycota; Eurotiomycetes; Eurotiales; Aspergillaceae
Product: O-methyltransferase
Exons: 2
Coding region: 1-819 (272 amino acids)
Molecular function (GO): O-methyltransferase activity
Source: RefSeq, a predicted model, not a curated record